Molecule: messenger RNA, 415 nt
Organism: Nicotiana tabacum (common tobacco)
Lineage: Eukaryota; Viridiplantae; Streptophyta; Magnoliopsida; Solanales; Solanaceae
Source: RefSeq, a predicted model, not a curated record
GCAGAGUUCAAUCCAUUUUUGAUUUGAAAUGGCUCAGGUUUUUACACCAUUGGUGGAAAAAUGUAAAAAGUACGGACGUGCAAUACGUAUUGGAACUAACCACGGGAGCCUUUCAGAUCGAAUUAUGAGCUAUUAUGGGGACUCACCUAGGGGAAUGGUUGAAUCAGCAUUUGAGUUUGCAAGAAUUUGUCGAAAGUUGGACUUCCACAAUUUCGUCUUCUCAAUGAAAGCUAGCAAUCCAGUAGUUAUGGUUCAGGCGUAUCGCCUUCUUGUAGCUGAGAUGUAUGUUCAAGGAUGGGAUUAUCCUUUACACUUGGGAGUUACUGAAGCUGGUGAAGGUGAGGACGGAAGGAUGAAGUCUGCAAUCGGUAUUGGCACACUUCUUCAGGUACACUUUUAGACUUCCGGAUAAAUA